Molecule: messenger RNA, 639 nt
Organism: Dibothriocephalus latus
Lineage: Eukaryota; Metazoa; Platyhelminthes; Cestoda; Diphyllobothriidea; Diphyllobothriidae
Source: the annotation of a GenBank genome assembly
AUGUCUCUACGACUUUCCCGGCGUGGUUUACUCGUGAGGGCCCAGAGAGCCCUUUCCAGCGAUGAAAAUUUCUGUAUGGAAUUGGCGAAAAAAGCUGAUUAUUACAACUACAUCUGCGCCAUUCACUUGCCACCCAGUCACAGGCGUUUUGCCUGUUUUCUCCGAGCAUUUAACGCCGAAAUAGCUCAGGUGACUGACAGAGCUCGCACCCGCGAAAUUGCCAAUAUUCGUUUCCGUUAUUGGUUGGAUGCGAUCGAAGCAGUCUCCAAGGAUCCUUCCUCGACAAGCGUUUUUCGAUCCCCCAUGGAGCGGGAACUAAUCUGGGCCAUGCAACGGUUCAGAUUCUCCCCCAGAUGGCUUUCAAUGCUCGUGGAGGCCAGAGCAAAUCGUGCCGAUGGAGUUCCUUUUGCAACUUGUCUAGAACUGGAACGCUAUGCAGAAAUGACAAAUGCUCCUAUCUACUACAUGUUGGCAGAAUCUUUCGAUGGUGGCGGUGGAGGAGUAGAGAGUGUGGUGGAUGAGUGGAAAGUUGUCUACCACUAUAAUCUGACUUAUGCGCAAGCCACCGCCCCUGCGAUACCAGGCUAUAAAGCACAUGAUGGAACUCGCCGAAUACGCGGGCCAAACUGUCUCUCAUAA